AUGAAUAAAAGAGAUUGGCCAUUCAUGAUGAUUCAGAGAAAUGACAUCUCAGAUAACCUGGCAUUCCAUAUGAAAGAUGGGAUGAGAAACUUCAGGUAUAAGCCAGCAGACUACCAGCAGUUACAUGCCUUAACCAAAGCCACGAAGUUAGCGUCCGCUUCCGCAGAGCAGAAGAUCAGAAGAGCCGUGGAGACUUCCAAGACAGCGAAAGAACAAAUGUUGAUCAAACAACACAAACAAGUGUGGUGGCGGGAACAGGAGCGGCUGAACGGACUCAGAUGUAAAUUGGAGUCUGAAAUAAAAUCUUCUCUCAGUGAGGAGAGCAUUGGAUAUGAAUGUUUUUGUGAGCUUAUGAAUGUUGAGCAGGAGCUCUCAGAACAAUGGCGCACAUAUCUUAAAGCUGCAAUCGACCCUAUUCAUCAGCUGAGAGCAGACCUGAGGAGACAGCGCCCCUCUUCCCAGCAUGCACCCUGCCGCAAGGGGUCUAAUUCAGCAGUGGUUCUGGAAGAGGUCGACUCUGUCAAGAAACAAUCCAACGCUGUCUUUGAAAGACUUGAUCAGGAGCGACAGGAAAUAGAAAAAGACCUUUCAGACUGGAGUGUGAAGUCACUAGAUUAUUCUUCAGAAGAAAAGGCUAACCUGCUCAGUGAACAGCCCACGGAGUUAGAGACUUUGGAGUGCCCAUACCCUGAUCUGAAAUUGUCCAUCCUUACCGAGUUCUGGAACUUUACAGAGAAAUUUCAAAAGAAGCUUAAAGACUUUGAUCUGCAAUUAGAAGACAUACACAGAAACUUUCAACUAAGUGAAGAAGAGCAGUGGAUUUACCAGGCUGUCUUAGAGCAGUACCCUGGAAAUCUCCUUGGCAGAAGGACUCUUUACUUGGACAUGUUACAAAGAUAUUUUCCUCACAAAUCUAGGCAUCAUUUGGUAGAACAUGAGAAAUACUGUGACCAGUAUCACUUUGCUGGAGAGCAGAGAAGAAUCCUGAUAGACAGUUGGGAAAAGAGUAGGAAAGACUUUAUACAGAAAGCCAUGCUGACCCUCCUUGAGGCCUGUGCAGCCCAUGAAAUGGAGAGCAUGUUGGCCAAGGACAGGAAGAGACAGCAGGAACUGUGUGCUGAUCUGAAAGCCAAGGUUUCUCAAUGGCGAGCCCAUCAGGAAGAGCUAGCAAGACUGGAAAUGGAAAUUUCAGUCAGAAGAAGAGAAAGGGAAGAGGAGAAAUUAAAACUAUGGAAAAAGAAGGAAUUGCUACAAAGAGAAGAGGCGAAGAUAAAGAUAAGGAAAUACUGGGCUAAGAAGCAACAGAAGUGGCAAGACAUGGAAAUGAGAGAUCUCCAGCGUCUAGAAGAGUUGAAGACAUUAAUGGCUGAACAGUCAGUGAAAGACAGAGAAAGGGUUAAAUAUAGACAAGAAUUGUUGGAGAAGCGUUUGAUGGAGAGAAAACACAUGGCACUUCAAGAAGUUCAGGAAGAAGAAGAGAGAGAGAGGCGGCUGGAAGCCCUUCGAAAACAGGUUGCUGUUGUUGUUCACUCUGAUCCAGUCAGAAUGAUGUCAGAAACCAUGGCAUGGAAAGCCAGGACAGGCACUGAACGUGAAGAUGAAUUCAUCCUGCAAAAGCCACUGUUCACACUGACUACAUACAAUGAGCAGCAGAUAACUUCUGAUCCUAGACUUCGAUUUGAGUUAGCGCUUCGAGAAGCUGGACUCCAUAAGACACUGUAUGCCAAAGAGAUGCUACCAAAAAUCAGUCCCCAGAAGCCUCCGAGGAAGGACACAGAGUCUACUGUAUUCAAACUCUAGAGGGCAUGUGCAAAGAUUAUAUGGACAUGGAUAAUGAUUGUUACCACGUCUAAAUGUUUAAAACCCACCAGACACGUAAACCACAGCAUUUAUAAACAACUUCGCCUUUUUUACUCUUCCAAGUUUUAUGCACUAUUCUGUUUUUCUUUAAGUAACAUGUGCUAUUACCAAACUCACCAAAAUUAUGGGACUUUGGUGUACAUGUUGUCGUUUGGUGGGGUGUUAUUUUGGAAGUUUUUUCCCUAUAAAAGGGAGCUCAAAAUAACCAUUUGCAGGAAUUAUAUGUUCCAUAGCUCCAUUGUUUUAGAAAUUUGUUAUUUUACCAUUUGACUUUUAGUUAUGGGAGCUUCACUAUCACUAAUAUGUCUAUUGUUUUUUGGUUUGUUGUAAAGGAAGGAAUUGAGCCUUUCUCUUGUUCAGGAACCAACUUGGUACAUCAUGCUUACUGCAUGCAAGUCAGCUGAACAAUCUCCAUUUUCAAAUUUGCCUGAAGAAGACAGCGGAAGUGGUGUCUCCAUCAUGGGAACACCGAUUAUAUCUGGGAAGACAUGACUGUGUGGUUGUUUAGAAGGAAAAACUGAAAUUUUAGGGUACUUGAAAUAUUAUCAAAAGUUCCAAAUUACCUGAGAAAUACCUAGAUGAUUUUCUUAAAGAGAUGUAUUUCAUAUAAAACUCACCCAUAAAUUUUUGGCUAUUUCUAAAAUUUAAAAGGUGUUGUUAAAACUUCCAAUAGCUAAUAACAUUAAGAAGACUAACCCCUUUCUUUGUCUUUAUUGUCAGUCCAUGUAUUUCCUAUCUACCUCUAGCCAUGGGGUUGUUGUCUCUAGGUAGUGAUGAGAAUGCUCUGGAAACCACAAAAUCCAGGGCUGAGGACAAGGCUCAGUCAGUAGAGAGCAUGCUUAUACUGCCUGAAGCCCUGACUCCUCCCAGCACCCUAUAAACUGGAUGUGGUAGCACACACCUAUAAUUCCAGCAUCAGGAGAAUCAGCAGUUCAAGGUCAUCCUUGGCUAUAUAGUGAGUUUACAGCUAGCAUGUAAUAUAGGAGACCCUGCUGGAAAAAAGAGGAAGAGAGGGAAGAGCAGGAGAUGAGGGGGGAGAG
Messenger RNA from Onychomys torridus (southern grasshopper mouse), 2900 nucleotides. It is a transcript of the gene Ccdc148, whose product is annotated as coiled-coil domain containing 148. The transcript has 14 exons. Lineage: Eukaryota; Metazoa; Chordata; Mammalia; Rodentia; Cricetidae. The record is from RefSeq and is a predicted model, not a curated record. Bases 1 to 1800 code for a protein of 599 amino acids.